Molecule: messenger RNA, 985 nt
Organism: Danio rerio (zebrafish)
Lineage: Eukaryota; Metazoa; Chordata; Actinopteri; Cypriniformes; Danionidae
Product: zgc:113691
Source: RefSeq, marked validated
GUCGCGUUAAUGACCUGCAAAUGGAAAAGCUAUUUAAAGAGGCUCUGACCUGACGACCUGUUAUUAUGGCUUUUCAAUAUUGCAUUUAAGACAGCACAUGAAUGAUGGCUGCUAAAGCGGAAAAGGUAUCCAAAUACGAAACUUUAAAGCUUCUAGAAAAGUGCAGAAAGGAGAGAGACGAUGCUCUGCACCGCGAGAACGCCAUGAGGGAGAAGAUGAGACAAUACGAGACUCGGAUGAGAUCCACAGAAGCGCUCAAACAAAAACUCAAGCAGCUGACUUUGGACAACAAGGAGCUGCGGAAACAUGUGAAGGUCCUGCGGGCUGAAAUCGGCUUAGAGGCCAAUCCCAAAUUUAACGGGAAAACCACGAAGGACAUCAUCAACGACCUGCACGACAAGGAGAUCGAGUGCAAUUCGCUGGUCGAGAAAGCGGGGAAAUUAAGUUUGACCAUUGACGAGCUCACUUCUGAGCUAGCGAACACCGUCACCUCUAAAACUCUCCUGGAGGACCAGGUCCAGUCCCUGCAGCAGAACCUUAAGGACAUGACCAACAACCAGCGGCGGCUCCUCAAGCUCUGGGAGGACAAGAAGGCUCAGCGGGAGCAACUCUCACUGCCCGCCAUCCCACAGAGACCCGGACAGAAGCCCGUGGUGCACAAAGGUGUCCAGACAGAGAUGUCCAUAAGCUCAGCUCAGAUUUUACCCACGAACGCCUUCGAGACCAAGAACCGCCGAGACCUCGAUAAAAGCAGAACCAGCCUGGAGAGACGCAACAUCACUUUAGCAAACGGCACACACCGAUGAAGCAAAGGAAUACACAAGUGACCGUUAUUAAUUAGCCUGCUCUGAAUACUCAAACUUUUUUUUGCCGCUGCACAUCUCUUGGCUGCUGAAUGACUGAGCAUACUUUGAAUUCAGCCUAUUAUAUUGUUAUUUUAUUUUAUUUUUUUAGACUUUUAAAUUAAAAGGAUUCAUCCAAAAAU